AUUCAGUGUAAGCAUCCCGUAGUGACCACCGCAGAAAGAUCCGCAAGCCUUUUCACCUCUGCGGCAAAAGUUGGAUACUGCAAUGUCUUCGGACAAGGCUAGCGUUGUCGAAUAUGUAGAUCAUCCUUCAAAGGACGAUCUACAGAAGGCGGAGAGUGAUCUGCCCGUCCAUUCCGAGCUGGCGGCAGUAUUGGCGAAGGAGAAGCCGCGUCCAUGGUCGAGAAGCAUGAUAAAACUCUAUCUGAUCGUGUUUGUUGCUUAUCUGUGCUCGGCCACCAACGGCUUCGACUCGAAUACUUUCGGAGGGGCGUCUGCAAUGACCAGCUUUGAAGACUAUUUUUCCGUGCAUGGCGGGUCCAAGCAAGGUCUUAUUGCAGCCUCAUACGUGAUAGGAAACAUGGUAGGGUCUCUCGGCGCUGGCCAGAUCUCCGACAAGUGGGGGCGCCGGUACGGCAUGGGCAUUGGUUCCUUCAUUUGUCUGGUCGGCGCAGUGUUUCAAGCGGCGGCCCAUAAUACUAACUACCUCAUUGGAGGCCGUGUAGUGCUCGGUCUGGGAGCCGUGAUUGCGCAGACAGCAGGCCCCGCAUAUGUCGUCGAAAUGUCGCAUCCUGCCUAUCGAGGUGUCAUGACUGGAGCAUAUCAAGCGAACUUCUUCCUUGGGACCAUCAUCUCAACAUGGAUUGAGUUCGGUUUGUCAUACGUGCCUGGUAACCCAGAUUUCCAGUGGAGACUGCCCAUGGGCCUUCAAGCUCUUCCAUCCAUUCUGGUCCUGAUGUUCAUUUGGUUCAUCCCGGAGUCGCCACGUUGGUAUAUGGGCCAAGGGAAAGACGAGAAGGCGCGGGAAAUCCUAACAAAGUACCACAGUGAGGGGAAUAUGGACAGCGAGAUCGUCCGACUGCAGAUGAAGGAAAUGAAAGAAGUCAUCGAGGUCGAGAGUGGUACAGAUAAACGGUGGUGGGAUAUCCGGGGUCUUUUGCGGACGCGAUCUGACCGUCAUCGAUUCUUUCUCGUCUUGUGCAUCGCAUUCUUUGGACAGUUGGAUCUGCCACCAACCAGUUACUACUUCCCUCUCAUGGUUGAAUCGGCUGGUGUCACCAACGAGCACAUGGUUCUCAUGCUUAACGCUUUGCAAACACCCAUUAUGAUGAUCGCAGCCCUAAGUGGACUGCGGUUCAUUGAGAAGUGGGGCAGGCGGCCAACGCUUAUGCUCAGCUCGACCGGCAUGUCGUUCUCAGUGGUAGUCAUCACGGUAUGCACGGCGUUGACACCGACGCAUCCACAAGCAGGCGUUGUCGGCAUUGCUUUUCUGUAUGUGUUCUUGAUUGUCUUCGCCUUCGUUUGGACGCCUAUGCAAUCGUUGUAUCCGGUGGAGGUGCUAUCAUAUAAUAAUCGUGCAAAGGGCCUCGCCGUGAUGAACCUGUUUGUAAACGCGUGUGGUCUCUUCAACACAUAUCUGCCGCCAGUUGCCAUUGCAAACGUUGGAUGGAGAUUCUACCUGUUUUAUGCAUCGUGGGAUGCCUUGGGCGUGAUCGUGAUCUAUUUUACGUUUGUCGAGACUAAGGGACGAAACCUUGAAGAGAUAGAUACUAUAUUCCAGUCCCAGCAUCCUGUGAGGGCGUCACUCGAGAAGCAAUGAGAUCAUUGACUGUCACUUUCAGACUCCAUCAUGGGGUGUCCUUUUCGUCGUGUUUCGUAUUUGUUUCAUUUGUGUCCAUAGCAUACUAUCACUGGCCCUGCAAUGCAACUGCGACAGUAACGCAAUUCACGUUGUCCAGAGCUUUCCUCAUCCCACAAAAAUCUGAAAAUUUCACUGUAUAUGGCUGUAAACAUGAUGACUAUGUCUACUGAGU
Molecule: messenger RNA, 1850 nt
Organism: Laetiporus sulphureus 93-53
Lineage: Eukaryota; Fungi; Basidiomycota; Agaricomycetes; Polyporales; Laetiporaceae
Product: general substrate transporter
Exons: 14
Coding region: 83-1636 (517 amino acids)
Biological process (GO): transmembrane transport; carbohydrate transport
Cellular component (GO): membrane
Molecular function (GO): carbohydrate:proton symporter activity
Source: RefSeq, a predicted model, not a curated record